This is a messenger RNA of Drosophila bipectinata, 1335 nucleotides long. RefSeq lists its product as uncharacterized. Lineage: Eukaryota; Metazoa; Arthropoda; Insecta; Diptera; Drosophilidae. Gene Ontology annotation, biological process: hemolysis in another organism. The record is from RefSeq and is a predicted model, not a curated record.
AACACCUCAGAUCGUUUCAGCUAUGGGGAAAAGUAGUUGUUUUGCGAUUUUUCUAAUGGCAUUGGCUAUUUUUUCGGUGUGCAAUGCAAACGAAGACAUGGAAACUCUCAAAAAGGGAAUUCAAAGUUUGACAAAUACUAUGGUGAAGUAUCAAAGUGAAUUUGAUAGAAAAGUGCAAUUUAAAGAGUUACAGGAGGCCAUCGAUGCAAUUGACCGAUCAAUGUUGGGCUAUAUGGGAACCGCGAAGAACCGCUUAGAUCGAGUGCGUAGCUUGAAUACUCAAGCCCGUAUCUCCUAUUCGAACUGUGUCAAACCUGUGUUCGAGUGGUGCAUCAUGUCCAACAUUACCUUAAAUUUAGUCAUACCCAAUAUAGGCUCUGAGGAACUGACGAAGCACGACAGAGAUAGUAUUUUCAACAUAACACUCAACGCAAUCGACAUGGGACUAAUUCACACCGAAAAUUCACUGAAUCUCUUAAAUAAUGUUAUCCAACACACUUCCGACCUUAGAGAUCUAUUUAAGUCUAUAAUGCACGACGUGAGCGAUGAUUUUGGGGUGAAUGGGUUCUACGGCAAAAAGAGAUUGGAGUAUAUGGAGAAGGCCGAGUCGCAAAAGACGACCCAGCUCAUCUCAAACAUCUUCCUUUCAAUCGGGGCCGUAAUUUUUGCACCCAUUGGCGUGUCACUUGGCUUGGCAGCAGCUAUUGGGGCUGCCACUGGAACAACAGACCUUAAUCUUUGGAAGGGAAAAACAACAUAUCAAGAUCAAGUGGAUCUCAUUGAUAAAUUUUUCCAAGUUCUCCAGGACAACAUUAAUAAUGCCACCAAAAUAGUCGAAAAUAUAAAUGGAGCCUUAGAGGAGGACAAAACAAACCUACAUGCUCUUCGUGGAAAAAUAAGUGCUGCCAAUAUUAACAAAUUUCUCUUGACUCUCGAAUCACCCGCAUUGCAAAGACAAUUUGUUCCUUCUUUAACAAAUGUGGUUGAUCAGUGCAUAAAAUACAUCACCUGGCACGGUUACAAUUCAUCCAUUUACGAAAAUGUACCUGGCGAAAGGCGGUCUUUGCUCUUUACCGCUCUACCUACGGAAAACCUCAUUAGCAACCUGAACGAUAGACCUCAAACUAGGACUGUGUCAGAAUUGGAGCAAGUGCAGGAACCGAAACAAAUUAAGAAGUUAAGAAGUAAUUCCCCUCAAUCCUCGACGAUUCUAUCAAACAUACAUACGAUUGCUAGUUAUUUUAAACACGUUUUAUAAUAGAUAUCAAAGAUUUAAGAUUUUAAUCUCAAUUUAUUGUCAAUCAAAUUGUAAAGUAAAACGAAUAUCUCAUAAAA